Messenger RNA from Carcharodon carcharias (great white shark), 1917 nucleotides. Its product is annotated as membrane-associated progesterone receptor component 1-like. NCBI's taxonomy places the organism in Eukaryota, Metazoa, Chordata, Chondrichthyes, Lamniformes, Lamnidae. Gene Ontology annotation, cellular component: membrane; endomembrane system. The coding region runs from base 198 to 764 and encodes 188 amino acids. The transcript is spliced from 3 exons. The record is from RefSeq and is a predicted model, not a curated record.
CAGAGUAGGGUGCGGUAACUGGUCCUCCGGGAGAGUGAAUGGAGUCGCUGAUCCUCCAGGAUAAGGGAUGCGGUUACUGGUCCUCCAGGAUAGGAGGUGGGGUUACAGGUCCGCCAGAAUAGGGGAGGGUGCGACUACUGGUCCUCCAGGAUAGGGGGUGCGUUUCUCUGUCUCCGGUUCAGACCAGCGGUGCUAAGAUGGCGGAGGAAACAGUGCAGAGUUCGGUUGGGCCCGGAGUUUUGCAAGAAAUCUUCACCAGCCCGCUGAACGUCAGCCUUCUUUUCCUCUGCCUAUUCCUCCUCUACAAGAUCGUGCGGGGGGAACGGCCGCCUGAGGCCGAACCCGCGGAUCGCCAAGAGGAGCUGCCGCGGCUCCGGGGGGACUUCACCCCGGCCGAGAUGCGGGAAUAUGACGGCGAAGUGAACCCGCGGAUCCUCAUCGCCGUCAAUGGCAAAGUCUUUGAUGUCACCAAAGGAAAGAAAUUCUACGGACACGAGGGUCCUUAUGGCAUUUUUGCUGGAAGAGAUGCAUCGAGAGGCCUUGCUACAUUCUGCCUGGAUAAGGAGGCACUGAAGGACGAAUAUGAUGACUUGUCUGACCUCAAUGCCAUGCAGCUGGAAAGCCUUCAGGAGUGGGAGAUGCAGUUCACCCAGAAGUACUAUUAUGUUGGAAAACUCCUGAAACCGGGAGAGGAACCCACAGAAUACACGGAUGAAGAAGAUACGAAAGAUGGAAAAGAGGCUAAAGAAUUGAAAAAGGAAUGAAGUUCUGCAGUUUGAAGAGAUCUAUUUUUGUAGAAUUGAUCACGCAACAACAACCUUGUAUUGAAUUUUUGGAGUAAGAUUUCUGUGGGGUUGGGGAGGGCAUGAUUAUUGCAACUGUUCAGUCUCAUCACUUUGACAGAUGUUUUGUGGCGCAUUGAGUGAGGGUGUGGCAUAAAUUGUAUGGAGGGAGGUAUGUCAUUCUAAAAACAGCACUGAGCUGUAAAUAUUGUAAAACUGUAAUGUAACACUAUUUAUCCCAGCCAAGGCAGAGCAGCCUAGUCUGAUAAUCAAGCUACCCAAUUCAGUCAGGAUAAUUUGAAAACGUAACCAAUGUUUUCCCUCAUUUCUUUAAUAGGAGAAGGCAAAGGCCUUUACACACUAGAAAUUAAGUUUGGAGAAAUGCCUUGAAGGUACAGCAGGGAAACAGGCCAUUCAGCUUGGCCAGUGCGGGUCGAUGUUUACCUUUCAUGCGAGCAAAUAGUAUUAAUCACAUUCCCGCUGAGUUAACCUUUAUUUGGCUUAAGUUGAGCAACUAGCAGUGUUUUUGUUCCAGAAAAAUGUGCAGCACCAGUUUACAGCUGUGUAGUUACUGUAAGGUCAGCAGUUAAUUCUGUUCAAAUGUUGCUUGUCUUGUGUAAAUGCAACAGAGCCUUUCUUAUCAGUUGCAGUGCCUCAGUGGAAGUACAUAGCAAUAUCUGAACAGGAUAACUUUCUGAGGGUCAUGUUUCGCGGGAAAUAUGUGGAACAAGCUCAGUUAAAACCACAUUCCCUUUAAAAUAAUGGGCCUAUGAAGCAAACCGUUUUAAUAUGCAUGUGAAAUCAUUCCAGUAGUUAACCAACAAAAAAAAGCAGAAUGUUUUUUUCUGUAGUUUUUCUAAUUGUAGGGAUAAGGUGACCUGUUUCUAUGUCAUUCUAUAAUCCUUGUACAACAGCCGACACAAGUGGAAGGCUGAUGUGUGUCCUCUUCAGAGAAAUGUGCUUUGUAAAAAAAAAUUCAAAUCCCAUGUUUGCAGUAAAUGUAUGCCUAACUAGGUUAAAUGUUGCAUACUAACAAAGUAUGAUUGAAUCUGUACAAAUACACAUCAGAUGAUACUGAAAGGCAUCCGUGUUUACUUUUGCUGAAAUAAAGAAUGUCGUUACUUGGAAUUCAAAA